Messenger RNA from Spodoptera littoralis (African cotton leafworm), 4194 nucleotides. The record is from the annotation of a GenBank genome assembly. NCBI's taxonomy places the organism in Eukaryota, Metazoa, Arthropoda, Insecta, Lepidoptera, Noctuidae.
ACAAUGUCAGAUGUCAAGAGGUGAAUAGUCUGUGUUUUGUGUUCUAACGUGUGAGUGACAGUUUUUAUAUUGUUUGGGAUUUGGAGCGAUAAACAUAUCGGUAUAACGAGGUGGGAUGACACAGUGUUCGACUAGGUCAACACUGAAGACGUUCGGGAAAUAAUUAGUUGGAGUGUUUGAUAAAAGUGCGUGGGUGUUCCUUAUGACAAGGACUGAGUAGUUGGAACGCGCGGUUGUUAUUGUGUCGGUGGGUCGCAGAUGCGGUUGUGAUUGUGUAGUGUAGUGGUUACUGUCAUGGUGACGUCAUGGCGCGCGCUGGCGCUGCUGGCGGCGCUGCACGCGUGCGUUGCGCUCCCGGAGCCGGUGUACCACGACCAGUUCGCGGUGCACGUGCCCGCCGGCCCGCACCACGUCGAUGACAUCGCUAGGAGGCACGGCUUCUAUAAUCAUGGACAGAUUGGUUCGCUGAAGAAUUACUACUUGCUGUCACACCAUGAAGUCCGCAAGCGAUCCACGGAGCCGAGUCACGAACAUCAUAAAAAAUUAAAUGACGAACCACAAGUCAGAUGGUUCGAACAGCAAAGGGAAAAGCGGCGUAUAAAGAGGGACUAUUCCCCGUACGAUCGCGCAGCGUUCUCGCAACUGUCACGCAGGUUGCAACCCCAUCGCCCGCACUAUCGGGCACUCACCUCUUCACCUUUCUUUCCUGACCCCCUCUUCAAGGAACAAUGGUACUUGAAUGGCGGUGCCAAGGAUGGUCUGGACAUGAACGUGGCUCCCGCUUGGCAGAAGGGCUACACAGGAAAGGGAGUCGUCGUCUCCAUCCUGGAUGACGGCAUACAGACCAACCAUCCCGAUUUGGCACAGAAUUAUGAUCCCAACGCGUCUACAGACAUCAAUGGCAACGAUGAUGAUCCAAUGCCUCAAGACAACGGUGACAACAAACACGGCACGCGAUGUGCUGGCGAGGUUGCUGCAGUUGCCUACAAUCAGUACUGCGGGGUAGGCAUUGCCUACAACGCGAGUAUUGGUGGCGUAAGGAUGUUGGACGGUGUCGUCAACGAUGCCGUCGAAGCCAGGGCUUUAGGCCUCAACCCAGACCACAUCGAUAUUUACAGCGCUUCCUGGGGACCUGAAGACGAUGGAAAGACCGUUGACGGACCAGGACCACUUGCUAGAAGAGCAUUCAUCUAUGGAGUCACUAGUGGUCGUCGCGGUAAAGGGUCCAUAUUCGUAUGGGCAUCAGGAAACGGUGGAAGACAUACAGACUCUUGUAAUUGUGACGGCUAUACGAACAGUAUAUUUACGUUAUCUAUUUCUAGUGCUACUCAAGGUGGUUAUAAACCUUGGUAUCUAGAAGAGUGCUCUUCUACCUUAGCUACUACGUACAGUUCAGGUACCCCUGGACACGAUAAGAGUGUCGCCACCGUUGACAUGGACGGCAGGUUACGGUCCGAUCACAUUUGUACAGUAGAACAUACAGGUACCUCGGCCUCCGCUCCUCUCGCAGCUGGUAUUUGCGCUUUAGCCCUAGAAGCAAACCCUGAACUCACAUGGAGAGAUAUGCAAUAUUUAGUUGUAAUGACAUCUCGACCUCAACCCCUUGAAAAAGAAGGAGGUUGGAUUAUAAACGGAGUCAAGAGGAAAGUAAGUCACAAAUUCGGGUACGGUCUGAUGGAUGCUUCUGAAAUGGUCAGUUUGGCAGAACAAUGGGUGUCCGUACCUCCCCAACAUAUUUGUAAGUCACAAGAAAUUAACGAAGAUAAGCAGAUAGAAUCAACAUUUGGUUACACCCUAUCUACGCAUAUGGACGUUAAUGGGUGCAGUUCUACAGUUAAUGAAGUGCGUUAUCUUGAACAUGUUCAAUGUAAAAUAUCGUUAAGGUUCUUCCCUAGGGGUAAUCUACGUAUACUUUUAACAUCUCCAAUGGGUACUGUGUCAACAUUGCUGUUCGAAAGGCCACGCGAUGUUGUUAGUUCGAACUUUGAUGACUGGCCCUUCUUAAGUGUUCACUUCUGGGGUGAACAUGCCGAAGGUAGAUGGACGCUACAAGUAGUAAAUGCUGGCAACAGGCAUGUAAACCAAGCUGGCAUACUUAAAAAGUGGCAACUUAUUUUCUAUGGAACAGCAGUUGAUCCAGUACGAUUAAGAACAAAAAGGCCAUCGCCAGUAGCGCCGCCUUUUGCUUUCCCCACCGCCGCAGACGGCUAUGAAACUAUCGGGGAUUCUUUUUACAACACUGACGCGUUUGCCAACUAUCAAAACUUUCCAAAUCUAUUCGCCGCCGGGUCAGACCCGGAAAAGGCGGUAGCUCGCCUCGAUGGACAUAACGUCCCUUCUCCGCAUGGGGAGAAUGUCCUCGCUGAUAGUAAUGACAAGCGCGUCAUGCAUGACUGUGAUCCCGAAUGCGAUUCUCAAGGAUGCUAUGGAAAAGGACCUACUCAAUGUAUCGCGUGCAAGCACUAUCGUCUGGACGACUCUUGUGUUUCUCGUUGCCCUCCAAGAAGUUACGCUAAUCAGGGUGGAGUGUGCUGGCCGUGUCACGAGUCUUGCGAGACUUGCGUAGGACCGGGGCAGGACUCGUGCUUAACUUGUGCCCCAGCACACUUACUAGUCGCAGACCUUGCUGUCUGCUUGCAACAAUGUCCAGACGGUUACUGGGAAGAUAGUGAAGCUUCCGUUUGCCGGCCAUGUGCGGCUCACUGUGCCACCUGUUCCGAGCGAGCUGAUGGUUGCACGUCUUGUGAACACCAUCUCGUGCUUCAUGAUGGAACAUGUAUGGCAUCGUGUCCGCCUUCUCACUAUGAGACUGAAGAUGAUAUGUGCGCAAAAUGUCACGAAUCCUGUGACACUUGCCAAGGCCCCGGGGAAACGCAGUGCGUGACCUGUCAUCCGUCGACUUAUGCAUUAGACGGGCGAUGUGUUACGUCAUGUCCUCCAGCGUAUUACGCCGACAAAAAGAGGAAAGAGUGUAUGAGAUGUCCCGUUGGUUGCUUAACGUGCACGAGUGCGUUUUGCCUCUCGUGUGAAUCGAACUGGGAACUUAAUAAAAAAGGAAAAUGUAUGCCUGUGGGCAGCGAUAAGUGCAGUGCAGGUGAAUUUGCAGUAGAUCAGAAAUGUAAGAGAUGUAACCCGGCUUGCGAUUCGUGCUAUGGUGAAAACGAAGGGCACUGCCUGACGUGUCCGAAUCCCAACUUACUACAGGAUUACAAAUGUGUACCAGAAUGCAGUAAAGGUUACUACGCCGAGGCUGGUCGUUGUGCACGGUGCAUGCACGGGUGCUCGGACUGUGUGUCGCGACUGAACUGUACCUCGUGCGUCAGCGCUCUGCGAUUACAGUCCGGAGCCUGCAGGACUUCAUGUGCUGAUGGGUAUUACGCGGACCGCGGCACGUGUUCCAAGUGCUAUCUGUCGUGUCGGACGUGCAUCGGGCCGAGACGAGACCAGUGCGCUUCGUGUCCUGAGGGAUGGAGGCUGGCCGCUGGAGAGUGCCAUCCGGAGUGCCCACAAGGUUUUUACCAAAGUCUAGGCGGUUGCCGCCACUGCCACCACUACUGCCGCGAGUGCGACGGCUCCGGUCCGCUCCACUGCAAGUCGUGUCCUCCCCGCUUUAUGCUGGACGGUGGGCUCUGCAUGGAGUGCCUCGGGUCUCAGUACUAUGACGCGACUAGUGGCACGUGCCGCAGCUGUGACGCAAGUUGUCGAACGUGCUCCGGUCCCGGCCAGUUCAGCUGUUCCACGUGCUCCAGGCCGUUGAGACUUGACAGGUUAAACAAUCAGUGCGUGCCAUGCUGUUCAGAGCGCGGUGUCACCAACUCUACGCCAUCGACAGACUGUUGCCAUUGUAAUCCUGACAACGGCGAGUGCAUAAACUCGUCGGUGGCAGGCAAGCGGCGUAUCGCGGAAUGGGGCGCGUUGCACACCGCGCCGAGCGCGCAGUCCGCACCCAACGCGGCUGUUGUGACACUCGCGGUGUGCGCGGCGGCCGUCGGCCUGUUCAUUGUAGUACUGGUUGUGUUACAGGCGCAUAGUCCUCGCGAUAAGAAGACGAGGAAGACGAGUGCGCGCGGCGUCGAGUACUCCCGGCUGCCGUACACGGACGUUGGCGUCACCGUGCUGACGUCAUGCACGGACCAGGAGCGACAGGUCGAGUGCGAACACGAACCACUCCUCGAACAUUCCACAUCCACAUAG